AUGGAGAGGAUGCGUCAGGCUCGGAUGUUUGGGGCGCCGUACCAGUUCAUGGCGAUGUCGCCGCCUUAUCAGUACCCUUCCUCUCAGCAGGGAGUUUAUCCCUCCCCUGGCACUCUUCGGAAUGCUCCACAAAAUGCUCAAUAUAUAGCUCUGGACAUUCAGAAACAAAUUUUUCACAUCUUUGCUCAAAAAGUGCAAAAUGAAAUUCGCAAAGAGAUUGGUGAUUCAAAAUUCUGUAUUAUUGUUGAUGAAUCUCGAGAUGUAUCCAAACGGGAACAAAUGGAUAUUGUCAUAAGAUGUGUUGAUGGGUAUGGGAUUCUGCGAGAACGGUUUUUAGAGUUGAUACAUGUCAAGGAUACUACUUCCAAGACUCUUAAAGAAGAAAUCACCACAUUUUUGUCUAAUCAUGAGCUAAGUAUUAAUAAUCUUAGAGGUCAAGGAUAUGAUGGAGCCAGUAAUAUGCGCAGGGAGUGGAAUGCACACCAACUGCAAUUGGCUCUUGUUGCUGCUGCAAGAGAAGUGUUUGAGCGUCAUGAUGAAUUACAAGAUAGACAAGUAACUGAGUUAGAACACUUGGUUGAAAUUGAGGAGGUUGAGACUGGUAAAGGGUUGAAUCAAAUUGGCACCUUGAAACGUCCCGGGGAUACUAGAUGGAGUUCUCAUUUCAAGUCCAUAUGUAGCGUUGUAAAGAUGUUCAAUGCUACUCGUUCUGUCCUUGAGAAAAUUGCUACUGAUCGUCAAGCCACUUAUGCACUUUGUCGAGCUUUGCAACAUAAAUCAAUAGACCUUUUAAAUGCUAUGGAUUUAGUUGCGAGCACAAAAUCUUUAAUUCAGAAGUUUAGAGAUGAUGGAUGGGAAAAUAUUUUACAGAAGGUACUCUUAUCCUGCAACAAACAUGCCAUCAUAGUCCCUGAUUUGCAAGUUCCUUAUUCCGAUUUUAUUCGUUCUCGGCGUAACAAAGAUGUAAUAUCGGUGGAGCAUCACUAUAGAGUGGAUGUAUUUACAGCUACCAUGGAUCAACAAAUGCAGGAACUCAAUAGUCGUUUUAGUGAGCAAAUUAACAACAUAGCUGCUUAUUGGUACAACUUUGAAUCCUAUCGAUGGUUAUAA
Spinacia oleracea (spinach) is the source of this 1110-nucleotide messenger RNA. RefSeq lists its product as uncharacterized. The record is from RefSeq and is a predicted model, not a curated record. Bases 1 to 1110 code for a protein of 369 amino acids. NCBI's taxonomy places the organism in Eukaryota, Viridiplantae, Streptophyta, Magnoliopsida, Caryophyllales, Amaranthaceae. The transcript has 5 exons.